AAAAACACGAGUGUGCGUCGCCUCAGUAGUUAUCAGCUGAAUUAUUCGGCUAAAAUGCCCUGGCACGGGCAUACGUAGUCGUCGGUCCGCCAUUACGACGCAGCCGAGACACGUUCGUCGUAUUUAGUUAAAUAUUUUGGUUUAUAAAUGAGUAAUAACGCUCAUGAACUAAGUAAUCGACUUCUGAAUGCGUUGGAUAACAAUUACAAUGUUGUCGACAUGCACGCUGUCAAUGAAAUCAUAUCCAUUUUGGAGAAAAUCAAUAUCACAAAAGAGCUGUUGGAGACCACCAGACUUGGCAAGCAUGUGAACGAGCUACGAAGGAAGACGAGCGACCCGACCCUCGCGCGCCGCGCCAAGGUGCUGGUGAAGAGGUGGCGGGACCUCGUCAUCCCGUCCGUGGCCUCGCCCGGAAACACCGGCUCCAACCGAUCGUCGGCAGAGCGACAGGUGCGAAGACUGGGGGGAACGCCUCUCACCUCGCCUGCGCUGUCCAGGGUGGUGAGUCCAGCUGUGAACAGUCCACGGCCACCGUCUAGGCCAGCGUGGGGUGGUUACGAAUCUGACUCUCAGGACGUGAUCCUCGUAGACGACGAGCCUUCACCCGCGCCCGCUCCCUCUCCGGCUCUGCUGCCGCCCCCGCCCGCACAUAAGCCGCUCACGCCGCCUGUGAAGCGGGCAUCCUCCCCUGUGCCUAUACACGAUGAGAAGAAAGCGAAACGAGACAAAAAACCCAAGAAAAAGAGGGGCCACAGUCGCGCCGGCUCCGGCGCGGAGACGGCGGCGGGCUCCGGUCCGGUACCGGGUCCCACUGCACCGGUCCCGAGCCCCGGCCCGGUCCCUCCAGCAGCCGGUGCGGCGUGGCCGGCCCGGAACGGCAGCGCGGCGCCGGACCGUCGCCGGAACGGCUACAAGCGCGACAAGGUGGACCCUUAUGCCGCGCUCGUCAAUAGGAUGCCCCCCGCCGGAGCUAAAAAGGUGAAGACCACCAAGGAGCUCCUGGAGGAGAUCCAGUCUCGAGGCAGGGGGGUGGCUGCCUCCCCGUCGCCGCCGAACUCGCCUGAUGUUAUGCUCAUAGAGCCGGACCCGUGUCCAGUAAAAGUGGAAUCCCCUCUCCGCAACGGAGACAGCGAGCCCCGCGUUCCAUCCCCCGUGCACUCGCCGCUGCCUCCGCUGGAAGACGAGCGGCCCUACUACGAGUGCACUUGCGACGGGGCGGGGUCACCGGCCGACGGGGCGGGGUCGAUGGCCGCGGGGUCACUGACCUCGGGGUCGUUGACCUGCCCCGCGGGCUAUGGCAGGAGGGUGCGGCCACGUCACGUGCACGCGUUGCAUCAUACGCUGGUGCCGGGAGUCAACGGGACCAGGGCACCGCCGUUACCUCACAGGUUCGCUGUCCGCAAGCCCGAGCACCCCGACUGGCCGGGCUUAUUCGCCAGCGUAGUCCCCCUCUACAAAUAUUCGGACUACGCCGACGACUACUGCGUCAAAAACAUGUCCAACGUGCCCAUCUGUACUCAUCUCCCUUGGACGGAGUUCGCCCCUGCACCCCCUUCACCACCCCCUUUACCAGAUCCACCCUCACCCAGACCUUACCCCGUUGAAGAUUCGACAGAUAUAGUGAAAACAGAACCAGACCCUCCACCACCUCCAGACAUCGAUCCAAUCGCAGAAGCAAAACCAAUAAUUAAGAUAGAACCACAACCUGUGAGCUUACCGGUCCUAGAACAGAGCGAGAGACUCAAACCCCCGAUUUUGAACGAGGAAGACGAAAUCCAGUUCGGGAAAGCGGAAAUACUGCCCAAAUUGGAAAUCCAAGCCGAGUUCAAGAACGAAAUACAGGAGCACAGAACUGUGGAAAGGACGAAAAUUAUAGAUAGAGUGGAUUUGGAUGGGAGGGCUUUGGUGGAACAGUGCGAUACGGCGCGGUCGUCGAUACCCUGGGACUAUGAGCAGAUGGCUAAAGCACCUGAAUUCUCGUUUGGCAUUGAAAUCGCUGAAGAGGAAGAGGAGUUGGCUUUAGAGACGGCUUUGGUGACAUCUGCGGAAUCCAUGGAAUCUGCGGAUCCAACAGAAUCGACGAGAGAUUCCCUCGGUCGCCCUUUGCCGCCUCAGCGAUUUAGCGAGUGGCACGAAUGCGCUAAACUAGGCGAUCUGAUAGCUCUGCCAUACGUAGUGAUCGACUGACGCCACCAAGCCACUUCGCCCCCAAGUGCCCUUACUAUUGUUAUAGAAGUGACGGGUGAUAUGAGCGCCAUUAACUUUCGAGUGUAUUUUCGGGUACAUCCAAUUUGAACAAAAUGAAAACAAAA
Chilo suppressalis (striped riceborer) is the source of this 2312-nucleotide messenger RNA. NCBI's taxonomy places the organism in Eukaryota, Metazoa, Arthropoda, Insecta, Lepidoptera, Crambidae. The record is from the annotation of a GenBank genome assembly.